AUGGACUCCUCGGCAGAGGGUCUGCUCCGGCCUCGUGACAAGUCCCGUCCUUCCUACGAGCCCGAAACUUCCGACAGCGAGUCCGAUAUCGAUGCCACCGAGUUCUUGACCUCCGAUCCCUUAUACUCCCAGUCACGCUCCAACUCGAGUCCUUCGGAGCCUACAUUCAUAAAUGAGCAGCGCCUGCGACAAAGAUGGCGAUUCUUCUCCCUGCGCCGCCCGCGGUCCAAAUGCUGCAUCGCCCUGCUCGUAGUCCUCGGCGUGCUUCUUUUCCUCAUACUGGCAAGCGGCGGUUUUGUCUACAAGAAGUACAACGAGGAGCCUCCCUACGGGCAGUCCCCGCCGUGGUACCCGAGUCCCAAAGGUGGCACCGCCAAAAGCUGGGCGGACAGUUACAAGGCCGCUGCUGAGCUGGUGAGCAAGAUGACACUGCCAGAGAAAGUCAACGUCACAACGGGCACAGGCUGGAUGAUGGGCCUGGCAGUGGGCGCCACUGGCUCUGCUCUGCGAGUUGGGUUCCCUCAGCUGCAUCUUCAGGAUGGUCCCUUGGGCAUCAGAGGAGCCGACAACGCAACGGCGUUCCCCGCCGGCAUCACGGUCGGCGCUACGUGGAACAAGGAGCUUAUGUUCGCUCGCGGGAAGGCCCACGCGCAAGAAGCUCGUGCCAAAGGCAUCCACGUCAUCUUGGGGCCCGCCAUCGGCCCCCUCGGGCGCAUGCCAGCUGGUGGGCGUAACUGGGAGGGAUUCGGGCCGGACCCAUACCUCCAGGGCAUCGCCGGCGGCCAAACGAUCCGCGGCAUACAGAGCGAGGGCAUCAUGGCGACAAUCAAACACUUCGUAGCCAACGAACAAGAACACUUUCGCCAGCCCUGGGAAUGGGGCCUUCCGCACGCAAUCAGCACCAACAUCGACGACCGGACGCUCCACGAGAUCUACGCCUGGCCAUUCGCUGAUGCCAUCAAGGCCGGCGUGGCGAGCGUCAUGUGCAGUUACAAUAUGGUCAACAACAGCUAUGCCUGCGACAACUCGAAGCUCCUGAAUGGCAUUCUUAAGGACGAAAUGGGUUUCCAGGGCUUCGUCAUGAGCGACUGGCUCGCCCAGCGAAGCGGUGUUGCCAGCGCGCUGGCCGGGCUGGACAUGACGAUGCCGGGUGAUGGCCUGAAAUGGCAGGAUGGCCAUUCGCUAUGGGGACCAGAGCUUAGCAGGGCUGUCCUGAACGGCUCCAUUCCCAUGGAUCGCCUCAACGACAUGGUCACACGCAUCGUCGCCGCCUGGUAUCAACUUGGCCAGGACGACAAGUCCAAGUUCGACAACAAGGGGCCCAACUUUUCGUCCUGGUCUCAUGAGAAGGUGGGCGUCCAGUUCCCCGGCAGCCCAUCGCCGCAGGACAAGAUGGAGAUCAAUAAAUUUGUGCCCGCCCGGGCAGACCACGACAAGAUUGCCCGUCAGGUCGCUGCAGAAGGGACUGUGCUCCUCAAGAAUGACGACUGCCUUCCCAUCGAUCGCGACGGCUCGAUGGGAAUCAACGGCCAACGUCGAAAGCGCGACGGCACGAAACUCAAGGUUGGAAUCUUUGGAGAGGAUGCUGGGCCGGGCCGAGGCGCGAACUACUGCAAAGAUCGGGGUUGCAACCAAGGAACGCUGGGCAUGGGCUGGGGAUCCGGCGCCGUUGAGUACCCCUACCUCAUCCCGCCGGUCGACGCGCUGCGCGAGGGCUUUGACAGCAGCAAAGUCGAGCUCAGUGAAUACCUGACCAACACUCCCGGCUUCGGCAAGGAUCCCAACAUUCUUGGCGACAAGGACGUUUGCAUGGUCUUCGGGAAUGCUGACUCUGGCGAGGGCUUCUUGGCUUGGGGAAGCGUCGGCGGCGAUCGAAACGACCUGUUCCUGCAGAAAGGAGGCGACGAGCUCAUCAAGAAGGUUGCAGAGGGCUGCGGUGGUGGCAAGGGACAGACCAUCGUCGUGAUUCACUCGGUCGGCCCCGUGGUGAUGGACCGCUGGGUCAAUCUGCCCACUGUCAAGGCCGUCCUGCAAGCGAAUCUCCCCGGCCAGGAGAGCGGUAACGCCCUGGCCGAGCUCAUCUUUGGCGACACGAGCCCCAGCGGCAAGCUACCAUACACCAUCGGCAAGUCUCUCGACGACUACGGUCCAGGCGCCAAGAUCAUGUACCUUCCCAACGGCGUCAUUCCGCAGCAGGACUUCAGCGAAGGGCUCUACAUCGACUACCGCCACUUCGACAAGUACAACAUCGAGCCGCGAUUCCCCUUUGGCCACGGCCUUUCCUACACAACCUUUGAGAUCUCCAACCUCGUGAUCGAGGGUCUCAAGACGAAAUCCGCCAUGCCCUCUCCCCGACCGAACCCCGGCGCUGCGCCCCCCGAGUACGACAAUGCGAUCCCCGACCCGCAAGAAGCGCUCUUCCCACCCGAGGUCCGCAAGAUUGAGAAGUACGUCUACCCGUAUCUCGACAGUGUGGAGGGCAUCGACGCCUCGGUGCCGUAUCCCUUGCCGGAGGGCUACGACGUCGUGCAGCCGCCCUCGGGCGCAGGAGGCGACCAAGGCGGCAACCCAGACCUCUGGGAGACGUACGUCCGCGUCACCGUGGACGUGAAGAAUACGGGGAAGCGGGCUGGCAAGGUAGUGCCGCAGCUGUAUGUGGCCUACCCGCAGGGAGCUAGGGAGACCGACUUCCCCGUCAAGGUUCUGCGGGGCUUCGAAAAGGUGCUCCUGAAGCCCGGGGAGAAGAGGACGGUCGAGUUUAACCUGACCAGGCGUGAUUUGAGCUAUUGGGACGUGUACCAACAGAACUGGGUGGUAGUGAUGGGUGGUCAGUACACUCUCCUGGUCGGACAGAGCUCGCGCGACACGCCGCUAUCGGGUCUUUGGUGA
This is a messenger RNA of Thyridium curvatum, 2889 nucleotides long. RefSeq lists its product as uncharacterized. The record is from RefSeq and is a predicted model, not a curated record. The transcript has a single exon. Lineage: Eukaryota; Fungi; Ascomycota; Sordariomycetes; Thyridiales; Thyridiaceae. Gene Ontology annotation, biological process: glucan catabolic process. Gene Ontology annotation, molecular function: beta-glucosidase activity. Bases 1 to 2889 code for a protein of 962 amino acids.